Messenger RNA from Spodoptera litura, 2524 nucleotides. RefSeq names its product single-strand DNA endonuclease ASTE1-like. The record is from RefSeq and is a predicted model, not a curated record. Lineage: Eukaryota; Metazoa; Arthropoda; Insecta; Lepidoptera; Noctuidae.
AUCAUCCACCGGUUGGUGCGUAUAAGUACAAAAGCCCUGCUAUAAAAGCGAGUGCGCGAUAAUCAGGAACCAAUACAAUUUCUAAUCUAAACAGUGAAUGCAACACAAUAAUUAGCAUUAAUUGUGCAAAAUCAGAAAAGGUUGUACUUUUGGUGGUUGACUAAACAAAGGAAUACAAGAAUCAGAUAUAAAGAUGAGGAUUAUACACUUUUGGAAAUCAGUUGUCGAGUCGGCCGAGGAGUUUAAUUUAAAGAAUUGCAGCGUCGUGAUCGACGGGCAAAACUAUUUCCAUUGUAAGUAUCAAUUAUCUAGGAUACCUUUCACGUUUGGUGGUGAUAUGGAUCGGUACGAAACCCACGUGCACGACAACCUAAUGAGUAUCUUCAAAAGGGCCAACGUAAAAUGCUACUUCGUGUUCAAAGGCGGUGACACGAACAUCAACAAGAAGAUUAAAAAAUUUGGUCGUUUUGCCUUUGAUCCAAAUGCAGAUAAGUAUCAAUUUUUACGACCUAUCCUAUUAAGAGACACUAGUGUACAAAUAGUACACGACAUGGGCCUAGAACACGCAUUCUGUAUUACAGAAAGUAAAGAUGAUUGCGUUGCUUUAGCGACAAGAUUAGGAUGUCCUAUCAUCAGUAGCGAUAUAGAGUAUUGCUUCAAAUCAGCGCCAUACAUUCCGGAACCUACAUUGAAAUUUAACAGCAUGACAAAUACAAUUGAAUGUCGUAGGUACACACUGCAGAAAUUCCUCAAGAUACAUAAACUGACUAAAAACAAAAUGGUUAUAUUCGGUGUUCUGUCUGACAGUAAUAUAUUUCCUGGUAACUUUUUUGACAAUUUACUAGAGUCUUGGAAUGUUCUAGACGAAGAAUGUCACGUAAAAAAUCAACAACUGAUCUCGUGGUUAUCGGAUCACGAAGAGCAAGAAAUAAGUCGUAGUAUUACAGAAUAUUUGACAAGCGAAGAGGACAGAAGUAAAUUCUGGGAAAUACAUGGAUGUAUAUUAAGAAACAUGACGAACACGGAAGGUGGUUUUGCGACUGAUUACCUAAUCAACUCCCAACUUGAUAUAGGCAUCAAAGAUCCGGACUGGUUUGAAAAGGGGGUGGUUUGCAAAUACGUACCGAGUGCGUACGUGAACCUGUUUAAAUGGCAAGUUGUCCAAGGCUCGUGGUUCGACAGGGAAGACAACAAUAACGACAAUACAGACAGUUUACUACUUUCAAUUGAUAUUAUAAAAUACGCCUACAACCUUCUAACUAAUUACAAAAAGAGUACCUUGAAAGUGUACCAUGACAACGAAAAUUAUACAGAGAUAAGUACAGUUGACCCGUGUGUACCGCGACCGAAUUAUGAUUGCGAAGUAUCUGUGUUCGAAAAUGGCUGGGAAGAAAUAAACGGUUGGAACCUAUUCCAGUAUUUCUUAGAAAAUAAGGGUAUAAAUAUUGGAAUGUUAUCGAAUCUUCCAGAAGACUGUGUACUGUUGAUCAUAUCACUGGUGUAUUAUGGUCGUAGGAAAGGGGAUGCAUCGACGGAGGCUAGAGCGAUUAUAAUGUGUUACGUAUUGUUGAACGGCCAUAGACUUGAUAACCUAGUGGACACUGGUCUGUUAGCAGAAGACGUGAGAGAAGCAAAUCGCGUUACUAAAAAUUAUUUUGAGACUCGUCGUUUUGAAGCUGGGCAGAUUUAUGACGGUGACAAAAUGAAAAGUUUCGAUAUGUUUCAAUUCUGUUUGCAGCAAAUUAAUUAUUUGAAUAGGCUAUGCGGAUCUCCUUACGUGGAAACGUGUUACAGUAGAGUGUACAAUGGGACAUUUAUUUAUAAGAUGUUUACUGUUUUGGACCGUACAUCGUUACCCAGCGAUGUUUUUAUAAGCCAAUUGCUGAAAAGGGCCCCGUCAGUUUUAACAUUGAUCAAUAAACUGAUUAAAAGGUACGAAGCCCUACUCAUUGCAGAUGCAUAACAAAGACUUGUUUUAAUCUAAGCCAACAAAGUUUGUUUCGGAUCUAGCCUUAAUUUCUUUAACAGUGCUUCUUUGUUUUAUAUUAUUAUGAAUGUUAUGUUAUGUAGAAAUAAGAAUAGUGUUGUAACUGUUUUUGUAUGUAUGACUCGAGUUUAUCAAUCGAGCAUUGUCUCGGGUUGGGUGAAAUAUUGUUAGACUGUUAAUAUGCGGAAUUUCUGUUUGGAUUCUAACAAUAAAGCUAUUGUGAUUGAUUUCCAGCCGAAAUUAAUGACUUCUCUUAAUCCUAACAUUGUUUACAUUAGUUGUAUGGAGUUUAUAUCAAAAACUUAAUUUCGGCUGUUAGGGAUCGAACCCGAUGUUUCGAGCUCUCUUUAAAUAAGGCAGUGUAUUUUUAGUAUUUUUAUGAUCAAUCUAAUCUAGUUAUUCAAAUGUUGUUUUUCUUUGUUUUUAAUACUAAGUUCUAUACUGUAUUAUUACUCAAUAUAAAAACUUAAUUAUUUGAAAUGAAGGUCUAUAUUUGUAUCUUCCUUUUUUAUAAAUAAAUGAAAAUCAAUAUUAAGA